Messenger RNA from Trichomonas vaginalis G3, 177 nucleotides. RefSeq names its product RNA polymerase ii, chain L domain-containing protein. The transcript has a single exon. Gene Ontology annotation, molecular function: DNA-directed RNA polymerase activity; zinc ion binding; DNA binding. Gene Ontology annotation, cellular component: RNA polymerase II, core complex; RNA polymerase III complex; RNA polymerase I complex. Lineage: Eukaryota; Parabasalia; Trichomonadida; Trichomonadidae. Gene Ontology annotation, biological process: DNA-templated transcription. The record is from RefSeq and is a predicted model, not a curated record. The coding region runs from base 1 to 177 and encodes 58 amino acids.
AUGUCUUCUCGCGAAACAUCUGAACCAACUUCAGAAUACAUCUGCGUCGAUUGUGGCGCUACAGUCAACAUCCCUAAUGGCACCAAGGAUUCUAACUUAAUCAAGUGCAAGAUGUGCAGCUGCAAUCUUCUUGUCAAGAAGAGACCAGAGAGAAGUAUCCAAGUUGAUGCGGUAUAA